Molecule: messenger RNA, 1996 nt
Organism: Trichoplusia ni (cabbage looper)
Lineage: Eukaryota; Metazoa; Arthropoda; Insecta; Lepidoptera; Noctuidae
Product: coiled-coil domain-containing protein 13
Exons: 4
Coding region: 92-1939 (615 amino acids)
Biological process (GO): cytoplasmic microtubule organization; non-motile cilium assembly
Cellular component (GO): centriolar satellite
Source: RefSeq, a predicted model, not a curated record
CGUAAACUGUGUCAAUGACAUUUAUUGAUACAAGAGGACGCGUGGCAAUGUGAAGAUUUUAAUUACUUUUGAUACAAUUUGAUGCGCAAAAAUGGAGCACAAAAAACACGGUCACGGGCAACAUAAAGAUCGUUCAAAACUAAGUGUUAAAAAGAAUCAUGAUUCAAAGGAUCAGGAGGACAGACUUACAGAAAUAUCUAGUAAAAUAGAUGAGACCGAUGAAAUGAAGCUGAAAAUGCUCGCGGCGUUUGAGAAGCCAGAGCCAGAAGACAUGCUUUACCCACCAGAAUUAAAUGAACACUUGAUUGCACAGCUUAGGAUGAUGACAUCAGAAAACAACGAGCUACGCAAAUGCCUAUUCACAAAAGACCAAGACAUAAAAGAGCUCAACAAAACGAUCGUAGAUCUAAAUCAGAGGAUCCGUGACAUCAUAUCCGGAACCGGUCCAGCAAUAUCCUCGAAAUCAGCCGGAAUCAUCAGCGCAAAGAUAACAGAGUUAUGCAAACAAAACAGGCAUUUGGUCGCCGAAAUCGAAAGCUACAAAACGAAAAACGCAGCUUUAGAACGAAAAGUAAUGCAACUUGACAUUCUCAGAAAGGAACAAGAGAACCUCGACAUAUGUCUAUGCAAAGAGGAACCAAUUGACGCAAGCCCUGAUGAAUUAAAAGAACUGAAUAGCAAACUCGCCACCGUGAACAGAAAACUUUACGACAGCAAAAAUAGGAAUCUGGAGCUCAAAAAUGACAUUCUAAUCGCCACAAAGAUUUUACAACAAGAAUUAGGAGAUAGAUUCACAAGUAUCAAGGAGUUGCAGAAUGAUGUGGCUGGUUGGAAAGGCAGAGCCCAGCAGAUUGUUUUGCUGCAAGCUAAGAUUUCUGAACUUGAAGAAAGGCUCGGUAAACAGAAGCCUGACAAAGAAGAUGCCACUAAAAACAAAAAUCAAGCUCAGAUCAUACGUGAGUUAGAAGCGAAAAGGAAAAAGGAAAUCGACCAAGCCUUGAAAGAAAUGGAAUCUCUCAAAGAGGAGAAUCAGGAUUUGAAAAGGAGGUUGGACGGUGCGAAGUGUAGGAUCAGGAACUUGGAGUGCGAUGCCACUAUAAUAAGACAGAAGAUGCAAACCUUUGUGGAGAAGAGCAGUCAUGAUGAUUUGCUUAUUAACGAGCAAAGAAACCAAAUCAAAAGUUCAGAACUAUACUACCAAGAUAUUCUCAAAGAGAACACAGCAAAGAUGAACAAAAUGAACUUAGAAAUCAGCGAAUAUCAAAAACUGAUCAAAAAUACCGAUGCCAAAAUUGAUGCUUUGCGCAAACAAGCUUCAGAGAAAGCCACCAAGAUCGAGGAGUUGAGAGCACAACUUUUAAGAUACGAGGAGUGCUCUUUGCAAAGCAUUUUCUUUACUCCAAUGAAGACAGCAACUGACAACGAAAUUAAAAAGCUUUCCGAACUAGUUGUAGUACUGAACGCAAGACUAGACACAGAAAGACACAAAUGGGAAGAAUUAGAGGCCGCUAACAGAAAAGUAAAAGAACGAAAAAAGAGGUUGGAAAAAAGAUUCGCUCUCAUGGAAGAAGAACUUCGAAUUUACAGAGACUCUAGGAGGGGAUCAAGGGCGUCGAAAGGUUCCGUUCAUAAGGAACAACACUUUGAUGCAGGAUCGAAUGUUUCGAAAAAACAUUCGUCAACCACAAACGGUGGCGACAAACCAAGUGAGAGUUCUAAUUCUGAAUCUCUUCCUGCAGAAGAACUUGACAAAGAUGAACUGAAAUACAAAUUAGAGUUGACAGAAGAAAAAUUAAAAAUCUUAGAAGAUAAACUCAAGAUGAUUGAAGAGGAGAAGCAGUACGACUACAACCAUUUGACCGAAAUGAUUCAAACGUCAAAGCAAUUGUUCAAUGAGGCAUUGAUGGUGUUGCAAAGAGAGAAGUGCCUUUGUUCUUAGUUAUUUUUUUAAUUAUAUAUUUUAUUUUUUCUUAAUAAAUAGUUUUGAGAAUGUAUU